Echinops telfairi (small Madagascar hedgehog) is the source of this 4607-nucleotide messenger RNA. RefSeq names its product muscleblind like splicing regulator 2 (gene MBNL2). Lineage: Eukaryota; Metazoa; Chordata; Mammalia; Afrosoricida; Tenrecidae. Bases 788 to 1927 code for a protein of 379 amino acids. The transcript has 8 exons. Gene Ontology annotation, molecular function: metal ion binding. The record is from RefSeq and is a predicted model, not a curated record.
GACUGUCUUUGCUUCAUCAUCUACAGGCAAAAAUUUUCCAGAUCCGGCCGGCGGCUCUCGGAGUACAAUCAAUAGGGAGCGAGGACUGUUUACACGGGCGCGUCUUCCUCCUGCUGCAGCGCGAAGCCUUGGCUACUGGAUCCUGCCAGAUGUUCCUGGGGUUACUGUAAAUGGGGAGGACAGACAGGGAACCAAGGUUUGUGGUUUGAAAAGUGCCUGUGGGGAAGCACCAGAAACUGCCUCUGUGUGUUCCAGUCUUGCUUUUCUAUGACAUGCACAGCAUCCUGACCCUGAUGAGUGGAUGAAGAGACGUCACGUGUCUGACGACCGAUUGCUGGAUUUCAGGAUUUGAAAGGGUGGAAGGAAAAAAAGCAACCUGCUAAAAGAUGAACAUCUGAGUGGCUCGUAGUCCAGCUUUGUCCAUAACUAUUCGCAUCAGAACAAAAUAUUCUCCCACGGAGGGCCGUGAGCUAGAAGACACUUUAUUACCAACGCUUGUGUCGGCAAAACAGCCGGGAGAUCCAGACAUUUACAGUCAGCAAUGACCCUGAAUGUGCUGCUUCUGCGGCCCACGGUCUUCAAGUGGGACAUACUGAUGGAUGAGUGACGCCUGCCAAUCCAUCGUCUCCCUCUGCCUCGUGGACUGGACUUCAUUAAGCAAUUUAUCACUUCCCUACCUUCAGACUUACAUGAGGGCUUUUUCACAACAGUAGCUUUGGAGUUAUUGGAAGCUGGGUUUAUACCACCCUUUAGCAGAAGUUAACCAAGUCCAAACUAGGUUGUCAUCAUGGCUCUGAACGUUGCCCCCGUCAGAGACACAAAGUGGCUGACACUGGAAGUGUGCAGACAGUUCCAAAGAGGAACGUGCUCGCGGUCCGACGAGGAAUGCAAAUUUGCUCACCCUCCCAAAAGUUGCCAGGUUGAAAAUGGAAGAGUAAUUGCCUGCUUUGAUUCCCUGAAGGGCCGCUGUUCAAGAGAGAACUGCAAGUAUCUUCACCCUCCGACACAUUUAAAAACUCAGCUAGAAAUUAAUGGAAGAAACAACUUGAUCCAGCAAAAAACGGCAGCCGCGAUGCUCGCCCAGCAGAUGCAAUUUAUGUUUCCGGGAGCGCCGCUCCAUCCAGUGCCCACCUUUCCUGUAGGUCCUGCAAUAGGGCCUAACACAGCGAUUAGCUUUGCUCCUUACUUGGCACCAGUGACCCCCGGAGUUGGGCUAGUUCCAACAGAAAUCCUGCCCACCACACCCGUUAUUGUUCCUGGAAGCCCACCUGUCACUGUCCCAGGCUCAAGUGCGACCCAGAAACUUCUCAGGACUGACAAGCUGGAGGUGUGCAGGGAGUUCCAGCGAGGAAACUGCGCCAGGGGCGAGACCGACUGCCGCUUUGCACACCCUGCUGACAGCACUAUGAUUGACACAAACGACAACACUGUAACCGUUUGUAUGGAUUACAUAAAGGGGCGUUGCAUGAGGGAGAAAUGCAAAUAUUUUCACCCUCCUGCACACUUGCAGGCCAAAAUUAAAGCUGCACAGCACCAAGCCAACCAAGCUGCCGUGGCCGCCCAGGCAGCCGCGGCCGCGGCCACAGUCAUGACUCAGUCGACUGCCAAAGCAAUGAAGCGACCUCUCGAAGCAACUGUAGACCUGGCCUUCCCCCCUGGUGCGCUCCACCCUUUACCAAAGAGACAAGCGCUGGAAAAAAGCAAUGGUGCCAGCGCCGUCUUCAAUCCCAGCGUCUUGCACUACCAGCAGGCUCUCACCAGUGCGCAGUUGCAGCAGCACGCCGCGUUUAUCCCAACAGAUAAUUCUGAAAUAAUCAACAGAAAUGGAAUGGAAUGCCAAGAAUCUGCAUUGAGAAUAACUAAACAUUGUUACUGUACAUACUAUCCUGUUUCCUCCUCAAUAGAAUUGCCACAAACUGCAUGCUAAAUAAAGCUUUAGUGCUUCUGGACACACCACAAAUUCUAAGAAGCUAGUGCUGCUAAAUCAUAUAUGAGUAUUAAAUAUGGUAUGCUUAGUAUCUUCCAACCUAAGAUAGUUAACUACCCGAUACCAGCUGUGAUGUCUAAAGUCAUAAAGGGUCAAGUUUACUUUCCAAGGGUUCCUAAACAUAGUUUCUGUCCUAGGAUUAUUGUCUUAUCUCCAUCACUACAGCUGAUGCACACAGCCCAACCAAUUUACUCAUUUCGAUUCCGAAUCUCUCAAAAUUUAGCAAUAAGCAAUUAGCAGUAGUGACAACUCUUAUUCCAAGAACCGUUUUGAUUCGACACUUCCAAUGAUGGUCAUUUCAUUUACCCACUGCCUAGAGGGUAUGUUUCACUUCUUCACGAGAUGAAUGCUGCAGCAAAGAACAAGAAGUGAAGUAAAACCAACACCUGUCCAAAACAGGUCUAAAAGUUGAGUGGAAAUGCAAGCACAAGUACAGGGACACGUCCAAGUGUGGUAUUUGGUUAGCUUGGAGAUGCCGCAUGGAAUCAUGUGAUUCCAGAGUAACACUACAAAGAUUGAAAAAGAAACUUUGCACGGUAUGAGCUUCAUACCCCACAAACAAAGUCUUGAAGGUAUUAUUUUACAAGUAUAUUUUUAAAGUUGUUUUAUAAGAGAGACUUUGUAGAAGUGCCUAGAUUUUGCCCGACUUCAUCCAGCUUGACAAGAAUGAAAAACCCCAUGCCAACCGUCUAAUCGAAUCUAAAGACGGAUGUCUUUCCGACUCACCAUCCGGUUGCCUGUUAAUGAAUAACUUUUCAAACAUAAACACCUAGUCCAACAAGGAAGCCGUAGGGGGGAGAUCUGUAUAAUAUUCUAAUGUCAGUCAAUUCCAGUUCAGUCACUGAAAAUUUGACUGUGACUUUAAUCUCAAUUACUAUGUAAACAAAAAAGUAGAUAGUUUCACUUAAAAAAAAAAAAAAGCAUUCCUGUUUUGCGUUUCAAAAGUUGGAUUAAAAGGUUGUAACUGACUACAGCAUGGGAAAAUAGUUCUUUUAAUGAUUUCACCUUAAAUCAUAUUUUGUCUCAAAAGUAGAAAAAACUUUAAUACACGUACAUACAUAUUAUAUAUACACAUACAUAUAUAUACUAUAUAUGGAUGAAACAUAUUUUAAUGUUGUUUACUUUUUUAAAUACUUGGUUGAUCUUCAAGGUAAUAGCGAUACAAUUAAAUUUUGUUUGGAAAGCUUGUUUUAAAGUUUAUUUUAAGCACUAUCGUACCAAAUAUUUCAUACUUCACAUUUUAUAUGUUGCACAUAUCCUAUACAGUACCUACAUAGUUUUUAAAUUAUUGUUUAAAAAAACAAAACAGCUGUUAUAAAUGAAUAUUAUGUGUAAUUGUUUAAAACAUCCAUUUUCCUUGUGAACAUAUUAGUGAUUGAAGUAUUUUGACUUUUGAGGUUGAAUGUAAAAUAUUUUAAAUUUUGGCAUCACUGCCUGUACUGCAAACUAGAUGCACUAACCAGAUCAUUCUUUGUUUGAGAUAAGAAGAAAUCCUCCUUUUUAAUUCACGUUGGUCAAAGUUUAAUUAUGAUCCAUGUAUCAUAUAUCAUAGAUUUGAUCACCCUUUCAAACGAAAAUCACAUUCUAAAUGUAAUCUUGUAUAGGGCUUGUAUUGUUGCGUUUGUUUUAAUUUGUGGGAAAGUAUUGUAUCUAACCUGUAUUAUUUUGGUAGUUUCAUCGUUAUGUAUUACUGAUAUUCAUAAUUUUCUCAACUAUAACAAUGUAGUUAUGCUACAACUUGCCUAUAGCAUUCAAACUUACUUUCUUUUUUCUUGUUGUCUUUGAUAACAACUAUUCAUUUAGACUCAUUGAAAAUCUGGUAUACAUCACGAAAAGGUAAUUUGUGGGAAUACGUGAAGUAUUUUUGUAGACUGGGGUCAUUUUGUCUUUCUUUUUGGUUUUGGCGUCAUGACUUUUUACUUUAAAGAUUCUUCACACAUGACUCUCUUCAGCCCUUUCAUAAUGGAUCAUUAAAAACAUCACCUGAAUCCUCAAGCAAAUAUAGAAGACUGUAUUUUUACUAUGCUAGCCAUUUUCCAGAAUUGUGAUUAUAAUAUGCAAAGAGUCAUAAAUAUACCAUUUGCAAUAGGGAGGAGGCAAGGCAAAUACAUAGAUGUACAAAUAUAUGUACAACAGAUUUUGCUUUUUAUUUAUUUAUAAUGUAAUUUUAUAGAAUAAUUCUGGGAUUUGAGAGGAUCUAAAACUAUUUUUCUGUAUAAAUAUUAUUUGCCAAAAGUUUGUUUAUAUUCAGAAGCCUGACUAUGAUGAAUAAAUCUUAAAUGCUUUGUUUAAUUACAGAAACAAUAUCACCAAUAUCCAAAACACGAAGAUAUCAAUUCACUAAAUAACUGUACUUAAGAGAUUAAUUGCCACUUGUACGGGAACUACAUUUCACUCUUGAUUUUCAGGAAGUAACAGCACUUCACCAAAACAUUCUUUCAGUCAUGCAACUGGUCACAUUUCUACUAAACCUUUCUGUAACCCUAAAAGAAUCCCCUCAUUCAUUACCUUACAGUGUAAACAGGAGUCUAUAAUUUGUAUCAAUUCUAUGUUCUGGUUGUACUAUUCAGUUCAUUCACCCAAUGGGCAACCAAUGAAAUAAAAGAAGCAUUUAAAAGAA